Messenger RNA from Girardinichthys multiradiatus, 1388 nucleotides. RefSeq names its product succinate dehydrogenase [ubiquinone] iron-sulfur subunit, mitochondrial. Gene Ontology annotation, cellular component: mitochondrial membrane. The transcript has 8 exons. The coding region runs from base 118 to 960 and encodes 280 amino acids. NCBI's taxonomy places the organism in Eukaryota, Metazoa, Chordata, Actinopteri, Cyprinodontiformes, Goodeidae. The record is from RefSeq and is a predicted model, not a curated record. Gene Ontology annotation, molecular function: 2 iron, 2 sulfur cluster binding; electron transfer activity. Gene Ontology annotation, biological process: respiratory electron transport chain; aerobic respiration; tricarboxylic acid cycle.
AGCGCAUUGUUCAGAUUUAGGCUCCUUCCACUGACACUACGGACAAUUACAGAACACUUAUUACUAUCAUACACACACGCAUUUGGUGUUAAUUGCUGUUAAUCUAUACAACUAUAAAUGAUGCCCGUGUUUUGUUUGAGCCGAAGUAUUAUAGGUUUUAGGAAUUCUGGUUUGAUGGUGAUGGUGCGUUACGCUCAGACUGCUGCCGCUCCGGCUCCUGAACCCAGGAUGAAGAAGUUCCAGGUCUAUCGCUGGGAUCCAGACACCCCUGGAGACAAACCCAGAAUGCAGACGUACGAAGUAGAUCUCAACAAUUGUGGUGCAAUGGUUCUGGAUGCCCUCAUCAAGAUCAAGAAUGAAAUCGACCCCACGCUCACAUUCAGACGUUCCUGUCGUGAAGGUAUCUGUGGCUCAUGUGCCAUGAACAUAAACGGAGGCAACACACUGGCGUGCCUUAAUAAAAUUGAUACAAACACCAGCAAACCCACUAAAAUCUACCCACUGCCACACAUGUACGUCGUCAAAGAUUUGGUGCCUGACAUGAGCAACUUUUACGCACAGUACAAAUCCAUUGAGCCGUACCUGAAAAAGAAGGAUGAAAGUCAAGAAGGGAAGAAACAGUAUCUCCAGUCAAUGGAGGACAGGCAGAAACUGGACGGUUUGUACGAGUGCAUCCUCUGUGCCUGCUGCAGCACCAGCUGUCCAAGCUACUGGUGGAAUGGAGACAAAUAUCUGGGACCUGCUGUCCUCAUGCAGGCAUACCGGUGGAUGAUAGACUCCCGUGACGAAUUCACAGAGGAACGAUUGUCUAAACUUCAGGACCCCUUCUCCCUGUACCGCUGUCACACUAUUAUGAACUGCACCAAGACUUGCCCCAAGGGUCUCAACCCAGGAAAGGCCAUAGCAGAAAUCAAGAAAAUGAUGGCGACUUACAAGGAGAGGAAAGCUGCAGCGGCAUAAACAACUGUUAAAAACAUGGCUCUUGAGUAACUUCUGAACCUUUAAACUCGACAGUGAAGUAGAGAAGAGCCAACCUGAAACCCUCUGCUACAUUAGUACCUUUUAAGACUUUGAUGAGUGUCUGUUGUGUGGGUGUGUAUGUGUGUACGUAUGUGUGGUUUGUUGGUACAAAUGUUUAAGGGAAAUAAAACCAGUCAUCAAAUAUAUAUUGUGUGCUUCAACAUUAUGGACCACAGCUUUGCUAAUUGUGUGCAAGCAGAAAACAAGAGGCUUGCAUGAUGUUGUACCUAGUCUGGUACUCGUAAAUGAUGUAUUUAGUAAUUAUUCUUGGAGCUCAUAAUGUUUUUUUGCAUUGGUUUUGGCGGAAAAUAGAUUUUUUUGGAAUGUUGUUCCAACCUGAGCUGCAAUAAAAAUUAUCUUGAAGGAUA